This is a messenger RNA of Archocentrus centrarchus (flier cichlid), 1824 nucleotides long. It is a transcript of the gene pigw, whose product is annotated as phosphatidylinositol glycan anchor biosynthesis, class W. Gene Ontology annotation, molecular function: glucosaminyl-phosphatidylinositol O-acyltransferase activity. Gene Ontology annotation, cellular component: membrane; endoplasmic reticulum. The transcript is spliced from 3 exons. The record is from RefSeq and is a predicted model, not a curated record. Gene Ontology annotation, biological process: protein localization to plasma membrane; GPI anchor biosynthetic process. NCBI's taxonomy places the organism in Eukaryota, Metazoa, Chordata, Actinopteri, Cichliformes, Cichlidae. Bases 228 to 1694 code for a protein of 488 amino acids.
GCGCUCUCUGUUGUUGCAGGCGAUAUGUCUGGGUGAGCAGUUGUAGUUAGAAAUGCCGUAAAACCGGUAUAUCUCUAAAGCGUUUCCAGGGCUUAACAGACAAACCUUUGACUGUUAAGUGCUUAUAGCUAGACUCAGAACUGCCUUUGUAACGCGUAAAGAACAUAGAGCAGUGCUUUGUCAAGCCACUCUACGAACAAAGACUGCUUCGCCUGAAUGUUAACGCCAUGGCUCAGAGGGAGCUGAAGGAGGCGUUUGUCAGCCAUCUCAAUGGGACCAGCCUGGAGGAGGUGGCCCUGGGCUCAUUCCUCUCCCCAGUAUGUGUUGUCAGCAGAGGACUCUUCUUAAUACUCUACUAUCGAGCCAAAGGGAACCUGCCACUGCCACACCCUCUGAUUUCUCACCUCCUACUAGACCUCUGUGCUCUUAUUGUGCCCCUCGUCCUGUCGUGCACCGUUCUGAGUAGCAUUCUUCACCAGGUCGUUGUGAGCCUGACUUUUGUCUCGGCUUGUGUGUUCUGCUACAUCUGCCGUGGGUGCCCACAGAACGCUGUCAGCGCCUUCCUGCAGAGUCACAUUGAAUUCAACCAGGUUCCCUCAGUGACUCUCUUCAGGGUGUUUGUAAAUGUGAAAACGGCCAUCAGCAUUCUGGCCGUGGACUUCAAUGUCUUCCCAAGACGAUAUGCUAAAACUGAAACGUACGGGACUGGAGUCAUGGACUUUGGAGUUGGAGCGUUUAUCUUUGCAAAUGCCCUCGUUUGUCCUGAAGCACGGAGGAAGUUCAUCUCAGGAUCCAAGACAAGUUACAUUGCAAAGCAGCUCCUGUCUGUCUGGCCCCUGGUUGCUCUUGGUAUGGGAAGGCUAGUGAGUGUAAAAAUGACCGGCUACCAUGAGCACGUGACCGAAUAUGGAGUCCACUGGAAUUUCUUCUUCACACUAGCCAUCGUCAGAGUUGUGGCCUCUAUGCUUUUGGUUGUUUUACCAGCCAAUCUGUUAUGGGUCUUUGCCCUUCUGAUCAGCGGGUUUUAUCAGUUCACUCUGGAGACUUCAGAGCUGAAAGCUUUUAUCAUCCACAACAAUGACAGAGAAAAGGACUUUCUGCAUGCAAACAAGGAGGGCCUAUUCUCUAUAUUGGGCUAUGUAGCCAUCUACCUGACAGGAGUUCAGGUUGGACUCUAUGUGAUGCAGCCACGAUCCAACAUUAGAGAGUGGCUCAAAGUGCUCGUUAAGCUCUUGUUGGGAAGUUUCGCCCUGUAUGCUGCUUUGUACACAUGUCAGACCUUUGUGGAGCCGGUGUCUCGCCGGUUGGCCAAUUUUUCUUUCUGCCUCUGGAGUGUUGCGCAGUCUUUGUUUUUCCUGUCCUGCCUUGGUAUGGCUGAUAUCAUUCUGUUGUUUUCUAAAAGAGCAUCCGGCUGUCACUUUGUACCUUCGUCAUCGAAUUUGUCCAAAAAGCACCCCGACUCUGACAGAAAGAGGGGUGAAAUAGAAAGGCUGUGCCUCGUUCAAGCUGUUAGCAGGAAUCAGUUGCUGUUUUUCUUGCUCGCGAACGUCAUGACAGGAUUGACCAACUCAGCUGUGGACACAAUUAGUUGUAGCAAUUUAUUUUCACUGUGUAUUUUGCUGCUGUACAUGUUCAUAAAUUGUUUUGUAAUAUAUGUAUUACAUCUCUGUGGAAUUACAGUCAAAUUCUGGUAAAAUGCCCAGGCUUGUGUAUUUUAAAGGUUGUUGUGGGGCUGGAGUGGCUGCCAUUGAAAUGAAGGACAAUUGACAUUUAAAAGAUCGCAUGGUGAAAAUAAUCUUAUGCAUGAUAUGUGCAUGCAAAUGU